This is a messenger RNA of Lepus europaeus (European hare), 3227 nucleotides long. RefSeq names its product zinc finger protein 143 (gene ZNF143). Gene Ontology annotation, biological process: regulation of transcription by RNA polymerase II; central nervous system development. NCBI's taxonomy places the organism in Eukaryota, Metazoa, Chordata, Mammalia, Lagomorpha, Leporidae. Gene Ontology annotation, cellular component: PcG protein complex; nucleus; transcription regulator complex. Gene Ontology annotation, molecular function: RNA polymerase II cis-regulatory region sequence-specific DNA binding; DNA-binding transcription factor activity, RNA polymerase II-specific. The record is from RefSeq and is a predicted model, not a curated record. The coding region runs from base 389 to 2305 and encodes 638 amino acids. The transcript has 17 exons.
GGUUGCGGGGCCUGGGGGCCGGACGGCUGUUUCCUGUCCUGGUGCAUGGUGGUCGGACGAAGGAAUUGUUGGAAAAUUUUCUCGGAGCAACAACUUUGAAAGAAAUUAGCUAUGAUAAGGAAAGAGAGGGGCCGGCUACUAUACCUGGGAAUGCAGCAGAAGAUGGCCUAAGUCUUUGGGUCCCUGCACCCACAUGAGAAACCUGGAUGGAUUUAGGCUCCUGGCUUUGGCUUGGCCCAUUCCCGGCCAUUACAGCAGAUGUAAGAUCUCUCUCUCUUCACCUCUCCAUCGUUUUUUGUAACUCUGCCUUUCAAAUAAAUAAAUAAAUAUUAAAAGAAAAAAAAAAGAAGAAGAAAAGGAGGGCUAGAAGCUGAGUAAGAGGUAGAAAAUGUUGUUAGCCCAAAUAAAUCGAGAUUCUCAGGGAAUGACAGAAUUUCCUGGAGGAGGAAUGGAGGCUCAGCAUGUUACCCUGUGCCUGACAGAGGCAGUAACUGUAGCAGAUGGUGACAAUUUAGAAAACAUGGAAGGUGUCAGCUUGCAAGCAGUAACACUUGCAGAUGGCUCUACUGCUUAUAUACAGCACAAUUCUAAAGAUGGAAAACUCAUAGAUGGUCAGGUCAUACAGUUGGAAGAUGGUUCUGCUGCCUAUGUUCAACAUGUACCCAUACCUAAAAGUACAGGGGACAGUUUGCGUCUAGAGGAUGGUCAAGCAGUGCAGUUGGAAGAUGGAACCACAGCAUUUAUUCACCAUACCUCCAAAGACAGUUACGACCAGAGCGCAUUACAGGCAGUUCAGCUGGAGGAUGGCACCACAGCUUAUAUUCACCAUGCGGUGCAAGUUCCACAGUCUGACACCAUCUUGGCCAUUCAAGCAGAUGGAACAGUGGCUGGUCUGCACACUGGGGAUGCCACAAUUGACCCCGACACCAUCAGUGCUUUGGAACAGUAUGCAGCAAAGGUGUCAAUUGAUGGAAGUGAAGGUAUUGCAGGUACUGGAAUGAUUGGAGAAAAUGAGCAAGAGAAAAAAAUGCAGAUUGUCUUACAAGGACAUGCAACAAGAGUAACUGCUAAAACUCAGCAGAGUGGAGAGAAGGCGUUUCGAUGUAAAUAUGAUGGAUGUGGAAAAUUGUAUACGACAGCUCAUCAUCUUAAGGUUCAUGAGAGGUCACAUACAGGAGACCGGCCUUAUCAGUGUGAGCAUGCAGGCUGUGGGAAAGCGUUUGCAACAGGUUAUGGGUUAAAAAGUCAUGUCCGAACUCAUACAGGAGAAAAGCCAUAUCGGUGUUCAGAAGAUAACUGUACUAAAUCUUUCAAAACUUCAGGAGAUCUACAGAAACAUAUCAGAACUCAUACAGGAGAAAGGCCCUUUAAGUGUCCCUUUGAAGGCUGUGGUCGGUCCUUUACAACAUCAAAUAUCAGGAAAGUCCAUGUUAGAACACAUACAGGAGAAAGACCUUAUUACUGCACAGAACCAGGAUGUGGGAGGGCAUUUGCCAGUGCAACUAAUUAUAAAAACCAUGUGAGGAUACACACAGGGGAAAAGCCAUAUGUUUGUACAGUUCCUGGGUGUGACAAAAGGUUUACAGAAUAUUCCAGUUUGUACAAACAUCAUGUUGUUCACACUCACUCCAAACCAUACAACUGUAACCACUGUGGGAAAACAUACAAGCAGAUCUCUACACUGGCCAUGCACAAACGGACAGCCCACAAUGACACUGAGCCCAUUGAGGAGGAACAGGAAGCCUUCUUCGAGCCUCCACCAGGUCAAGGUGAAGAUGUUCUUAAAGGGUCCCAGAUCACCUAUGUUACAGGUGUAGAUGGGGACGAUGUUGUGUCUACACAAGUAGCUACAGUAACCCAGUCUGGGUUGAGUCAGCAAGUUACACUUAUAUCCCAAGAUGGGACUCAGCAUGUCAACAUAUCUCAAGCUGACAUGCAGGCCAUUGGCAAUACCAUCACAAUGGUAACACAGGAUGGCACACCCAUCACAGUCCCCGCUCAUGACGCCGUCAUCUCCUCAUCAGGAACACACUCGGUUGCUAUGGUUACUGCUGAGGGUACAGAAGGGCAGCAGGUUGCAAUUGUGGCCCAAGACUUGGCAGCGUUCCAUACUGCCUCUUCAGAAAUGGGGCACCAACAGCACAGCCAUCACUUAGUAACCACAGAAACCAGACCUCUGACCUUAGUGGCGACAUCCAAUGGCACCCAGAUUGCAGUUCAGCUUGGAGAGCAGCCAUCUCUGGAAGAAGCCAUCAGAAUAGCAUCGAGGAUCCAACAAGGAGAGACACCGGGGUUGGAUGAUUAAUCGGAGGAACAGUGGAGCAAUACAAACCAGGAGGAGCCUCUCAUCUCUGGCAGCAGAAGUCCAUGAAGCCCGGGCCCAGGAACAUUGGGAGUUUUCCAUGCCUGAUACAUUGUACACGUUUUUAUGCAAGAGUGGAGAACAUUUUAUUCUUAACACUUUUGUGUAUAUAACCCUUGGAAUAGAUUCCCAAACUGAUUCAUUGUGUACAAGGAAGUAUGAAAUUAGGGCAGCACAGUCAAUUUUCAUGUUGUUCUUUUAUCAGACCACAAACUCCUAGAGUCUAUUUGCAAGACCAGUGAAGUCUUACAGGGUCUUAGGAUGGAAUUUUAACUUACUGUGAAAAAAAUAAAGGCUAUAGUAUCUGAAAUGUCAAAGGUUCUACAUGUCAAGCGAUCAUAAUUCCAGAAGCCAUCAUGAAUGAUAAAGGAUAGAAAGCCUUCAGCCAUUUCCCAGAGUUGGUAGAGUAUCUACAGUUUUUGUUCACUAUAUACUUACCCAUUUUUAUUUGUAUCUCAUGGUUUGAAGAUCAUUCAUUCAUUGUUUCCAGUCCCUGUUAAAGACCAGCUCUCUUCAAGCUGAAAUUAGCAUUACAUUGGAUUAUGUAUAAAAUUAUGAAGUUUAGUUAUUUAAAAUUAAAAAAAAUUAAAUACAGUGUUUGGGUUUUGUUAAAGAUUUUACUUACGGUUUUUUGUUACUGUUUUUUUAAAAAAUAAUGAACUAUCAAAGUUUGACCAAAGGUUGGUGCCCGGGAUAACAAUGCUGUAAUUGGAAAUGGCUUUACUCUGAAAAUUAGGUUAGUGGGUUGGUGUAAAUUAUUUAUUUUUGCUUAUGUACUUUUGUUUUAAAGCUUAUUUACCCUAAAGUUUAUUAUUAAUUUUGAAUACAGCAAUUUUUUAAAUGUCAAACCUUUAUAUUUGUUUUA